UCAAAUCAUUCCCGCAGUGGAUGGCCACGCGAUCGGUUCGGUUUUUGGUAUCAGAGAUCAGAGUAUCGGUUUCCCGGAGAUUCAGUGUCAGUGUCGUCGCCGUUCCAGUGAGAGUGCCAUGAAGCCUUAGAAACUAAGGAAAUCCCACGACUAAACAAUAAAUCCACAGACACAGUUUAAUAAAAUAAAUUAACUAAAAAUGAGCCAGCGCAGUGACAACGGCCACACGAACAGUGGUUUUAAUGGCGGCUCUGAGGUGUCCUUGGACAUACCCACCAAUACCCUGUAUCACACCUCCAGGGACUGCAUUGUUCAGGAGGAACAGGGUCCCAAUGAGAGCUGCCUGGAGGGCACCCAAGGCUGCUGCUCUAAUCUCUGGUCGAAUAUCUUCAGGAAGAAAACCCUGUACAAGCGUUUCCCCAUUCUGGUGUGGCUGCCCCAGUACAAAAAGGAUUAUAUAUUCGGCGAUAUAGUGGCGGGCAUAUCGGUGGCCUUGACUGUGAUUCCCCAGGCCUUGGCCUACGCUGGCAUUGCAGGACUAGAUCUGCAGUAUGGCCUGUAUGCCUGCUUCCUUGGCUGCUUCAUAUACAUAUUCAUUGGAUCCAGCAAGGAUGUGCCCAUAGGACCCACGGCCAUAUCAGCUCUGUUGUCCUUUCAAAUAGCCGGAGGCAGUUGGCAAAUGGCCACCUUGCUGACCUUUCUCACAGGACUCAUUGAGAUCCUGAUGGGAGUCUUUCGGCUGGGAUUCCUCAUUGACUUCGUAUCCGGACCAGUGGGAGCUGGUUUCACCAGUGCCGUGUCCUUGAUCAUCUUCAGUUCCCAGAUGAAGGACUUUUUGGGCAUCAAAACCAGUGGAAAUACCUUCCUGCAAGUGUGGAUCAGUAUUGUGAAUGACAUCCACAACAUCAGCUGGCCGGACUUCAUCCUGGGACUCAUCUGCAUCACUCUGUUGCUGAGCCUGAGAGCGCUAGCCAGCUGCUCGUUGGGUCCCAAGGAGGGGAAAACCACCACCCAAAAACUUCUUACUGGCAUUUUCUGGACCAUUGGAACUGCUCGAAAUGCCCUGUUGGUUUGUGGAACUGCUGGCCUCGGCUACUGGCUGUUUGUUAAUGGAAACGAGGAUCUGGUGAGGACCGUUGGGUUUGUGCCCAAGGGAUUGCCCUCCUUCCAGCCCCCUCCUUUUCACAUGGAUGCCGUUAUCAAUGGAACUACCGGAGAGGUCCUUCAAGAGGAGCAGAGCUUCUGGGACAUGGUCAGUACCCUUGGAUCCGGCCUCAUUGUGGUUCCCCUAAUCGCUCUCUUGGAAACCAUGGCCGUUGUUCAAGCCUUCGCUGAUGGAAAACCCACGGACGCCACUCAGGAGUUGAUAGCCUCGGGCAUUUGCAAUGUGGCCAACUCCUUUGUCCAGGGUCUGCGGAGCAAUGGAGGGAUCGCCAGGGGAGCCAUCCUCAAUGCCAGUGGAGUGAGGACCCAGCUGUCCAACCUGUACACCAGUGUGAUCGUGAUCAUCGCGCUGCUCUAUCUCACGCCCUGCUUUUAUUACAUUCCUAAGGCGGCACUGGCCUCUAUUAUUAUUGCGGCGGUGAUCUUCAUGGUCCAGUACCGAGUCAUCAAGCCCAUGUGGCACAGUAAAAAAACCGAUCUCAUUCCCGGCCUUGGAGCCUUCUUUGCCUGUCUGGUUCUGCCCCUGCAAUUGGGCAUCCUUGUGGGCAUCGGCAUCAAUGUCGUCUUCAUUCUCUACCAGGCAGCCAGGCCAAAGCUGCGCAUCGAAACUCUGGCGACAACUUCUGGCCUGAAGUACCUCAUGCUCACCCCUGAUCGCUGCCUCAUCUUCCCUUCGAUGGAGUUUGUGCGCAAGGUUAUCAACAAGCAGGGUCAGAAGUCCACCCUGCCAGUGGUCAUCGACUGCACCCACAUCUAUGGAGCAGAUUUCACGGCCGCCAAGGUCAUAUCCACCAUGGUGAUGGACUUCAAGCAGCGGGAGCAGCCUUUGUUCUUCUACAAUCUGCAGCCCAGAGUGGCGCAGGUCUUUGAGGGACUUAACAAGGAUCUGGUGGUCAUAUACGACAUCACCACCCUGCACGCCAAGCUGGCGGAGAAGUCGCCGAUCUGAGGGAGCCAAAGAAAUCCGAGGGAGAUCAACGCUGCAACCUCGUCAAGCGAUAGUCUUAGUCAAAUCUCGCUCUAAGUCUGUGUAUUAGCCUAGUCUACGUCUUAGUACUAGCUUAGUCUUGCCCGCCGAGGCCGAGGCCGAGCGGCCAAACGUGGCCUGCCCACGCUCAUCGCCUUAGUUGAAGGCACCAUUCCAUGGGGCUAGCCUAGCUCACCUUAAUUAGCAGUUAAGUUGCGGCAAUCUUCCACAUUUCGCAGAUGUCUGCACAAUAUUAUUUAUUUGGCCUCUGGUGAAACGCUGUGAACUUCGCUGAGCGAAGAUGCAGAGUCAGAGUUCCUCCCACCCGCGAUUUUGCCGCUGAGCAUAGUAUUAUUUACGGAUAGCGAUCGAAGAGGUUUAGCAUAAGUACUUAAAUAAAUCGAGUAAAUAUAACAUA
Molecule: messenger RNA, 2549 nt
Organism: Drosophila eugracilis
Lineage: Eukaryota; Metazoa; Arthropoda; Insecta; Diptera; Drosophilidae
Product: sodium-independent sulfate anion transporter
Exons: 4
Coding region: 200-2113 (637 amino acids)
Biological process (GO): transmembrane transport
Cellular component (GO): membrane
Molecular function (GO): sulfate transmembrane transporter activity
Source: RefSeq, a predicted model, not a curated record